Molecule: messenger RNA, 6188 nt
Organism: Pantherophis guttatus
Lineage: Eukaryota; Metazoa; Chordata; Lepidosauria; Squamata; Colubridae
Gene: GEN1
Product: GEN1 structure-specific endonuclease
Molecular function (GO): 5'-flap endonuclease activity; four-way junction DNA binding
Source: RefSeq, a predicted model, not a curated record
CGAAAGACGCUACUCUAUGGUUUCCAAAUCCAUUUCUAUUUCGUAUUCCGCUGGGAACCAGAAAUGACGUAAUAAUAGCAUGGAGCGUGUUUCCUGUUCGAUCAAGAGUUCUGCCCCAUCCCCUCGCCGAACGUCAUGACUCCGCGCAAGCGCAGUUAGGCCCCAUUGAAUUACGAAUCUUGGCGCUGUUACUUGGAGAAGGCGCUGUUACUUGGAGAAGGCGCUGCCUUGUCUGUCCGCAUUCGGGCGGGUGACCGUCGAUGUGUUGAGAGGCAGUGCGUCUGAAUAUUUGGAACCAUGGGAGUAACUAGCCUGUGGCAGAUCCUGGAACCUGUCAAGCAACAUGCCCCUCUCUGCAGUCUUAAAGGAAAAACAUUAGCUGUUGAUUUAAGUCUCUGGGUGUGUGAAGCACAGGCAGUUAAGAAGAUGGUGGGAGUAGUCACAAACCCACAUCUUAGGAACCUUUACUGUCGUGUCUCUUCUUUAACACUAAUGGGGAUCCAUCUGGUGUUUGUCACUGAGGGUGACCUCCCCAAACUGAAAAGCGGCACAGUGCAGAAGAGAAUAGAAGCUCGCUUUGGGCCGUUGAGAAAGCCUGAGAUCGCAAAAAAAGGGAGAUCCCGUUUCAAAUCUAUUUUGAAAGAGUGCCUUGAACUGCUGGAGUGCUUGGGAAUCCCAUGGAUUCAAGCAGCUGGAGAAGCAGAGGCAAUGUGUGCUUACCUGAAUGCAAAUGGCCAUGUGGAUGGGUGCAUCACCAAUGACGGAGAUGUCUUCCUUUACGGCGCUCAAACAGUGUAUCGAAAUUUUACCAUGAAUAUCAAGGAUCCACAUGUUGACUGCUACUUGAUAUCUGAUAUUGAAGAGAAACUAGGCUGCAGCCGAGAAUCUCUGAUCGGAUUAGCAAUUCUGCUUGGCUGUGAUUAUCUUCCUAAGGGAGUUCCUGGAGUAGGAAAAGAACAGGCUUUAAAGUUGAUCAAAACUUUGAAAGGACAGAGCUUACUGCAAAGAUUUGAGUCCUGGAAAGACCAUUUCCAAUUGGGUGAAGUCCCAGUAUCGACAGCUAAAAAACCGCUUCACUGUUCUGUGUGCCAUCAUCCAGGUUCUUCUAAAGAUCAUGAGGACAUGGGAUGUCAUAUCUGUGGUAGUGUGGGAUAUUGUGAGCCCCAGGAUACUAACUACUGCUGCCCCUGUGACUGGCAUUCUUCUGUGUCAGAGCAGCAAUGGAGCUUAGUGGAGGAAAGUAUUAAAAAAAAAGCCAAGGCAUGUGAAGGUUUUCCCUUUCCUGAGGUUAUCCACGAAUAUCUCAUCAGCAAAGACAAGCCAGUGAAAUUAAACGGGUGCCAAAGGCCAAAUUUAUUAUCUUUUCAAAGGUUUGCUGUCAAGAAAAUGAACUGGACCGAGCAGUACGCCUGUGAGAAAUUGUGUAGCCUUCUGACUUACUAUGAUAUGAACAGAAAGAAGUCUGGCCAUACUGAUCCAAAGCAGCUGCAAGCCCUGCGGAUAAUCAAGACACGGAUUAGAAAUGGAAUUUCCUGUUUUGAAAUUGCAUGGCAAAAGCCAGAUCAUUACUCUGCUGCAACUGAGGCUCAGCCUGCAGAUCCUUUUCUAAUAACAAUAGAAGAGUCAAUGCUAUUUGAGGCUGCUUAUCCUGAAGUGGUUGCUUUGUAUCAAAUGGAGAAGUUGAAAAUUGGCAAAGAAAAAAAGAAAAGUAAGAAGAAAAGUAAAGUGAAAGAAUGCUUAGCAGGGGACAGCAAAGUAGAAGAUACUUUUUCUGACCUGAACUUGCAACCUGCAUGUGAAAACAUUCUCACCCAAGUUUCAAAAUCUGAUUUGAGGCCUGUUUUUGAUCUGCAAAAAUCUCCAAAAAAGAGCUGUGAAUCUCUCAGUUCUUCAGACUCUGCAGAUUUUUCUACUUUGUUAGGAAAGCCAAGCAACUUCUUUUUGGCUUCACAGAAUCCAGAAAAUGAACAUAAACCUUCUAAUUCUUUAAUCUCACAAACAAAAUUAUUUGUUAAGGAGCCUAUGGCUUAUUCUGCAAAUACUGAUCUGCAGCUGAGUGGCAUUGACUGGGAAGGAACAUCCUUCAGCAUUUCUCCAAGAAAUGUUAAUCUUCCUUGGUAUUCAGAAUCUGAGUUUGGCCUAGGCAAUAAUUCUUUAAAGCAGUGCUCUCCACCACACAGUAAAGCAGCCAAUAUCCUCACGCAGCAUUCAGAUUCUGCACAACACAAUCCCAAUCUGAUCACUGCUGUAGAUUACUCUACUUCAAACACAGGCUUUCCUAAAGAGAAGAAUGAUUUGUCUUUAAAAGAUCGAGCUGCUAUGGAAAGUUUGGAAGCUUUCCCCAAAGCUAAAAGUGUGCCUUUGUUAAAUGCUGCACAAUUGCAAGAACAAAUAAAGAGAACUUCUAACCCUGGAGGGGAAUUUUCAUCUCCUCUUGACAGCAUUCAGGAAAUUGAAAAUGUGAUGUUACUAGAAAAACAUCUGCAGGGGCUAAGUUUAGAGAGCUAUAGAGAAGAUCUCCAAAGUUAUAAGGACCCACCAACUGCAGCAUAUAAAGUCAAGGACUCAGGAAGUUCUUUGAGGCAGUGCACUGAAAUUCUAAAAGUGAGUCACUUAGAAAACAAACAGCAAAUUUUGCCCUCUAGAUCAAAUAAAGUGCUAGAUAACUGUCAGAUCGGGGAAAAAUCUGUGCCAAGAAUCAUGAAAAGCUCCUUUAAGAAGAGUGUGUGCCAAAAUGGUUAUCAUGCCGAGGACAGUGAUAGUGAAAAUGUGGAGGGCAGUUGGAAGGGUCAUAGGAUCCCAAAACAACAAAGAAAGAGUCAUAUGGUUCAGUUGAAGGACAAGUGCAAUGGCAAAAGGGACAACAAGAAAUUGGCAUUUGAGAUUCAGCCAGAACCAAAAGGGAAAGUUGAGCACGCUUUUAAAGUACUCAACACUAAUUUGUCCACAGAAGAAUGUCUGCUUCUACCUCUCUCCAAGUCUCCAAGUAUCUCCAAAUGUGGAUUCGAUCCUUGUCUUCAGGAGACCAGAAGUAAUCUGAAUAUGUGGCUUGAGAGUCCGUUGCCUCUGUCUGAAAGGCUGAAGCACAGAUUGAAGAGCAGUUGAGCAUUUCCUGUUCCCUUCUCUCUGAUGUCUUCAUCUGGAAACAUCUCAAAUGUCUUGAUAGGUUUUAAAUAUCCUGUAAAUUUAAUACGUCCCAUAACUGUGAGUGAUAGAAGAUUGAAAGAAGUAUCUGAAGUGAAAUGAUUGGUAAAUUAAAUUCUUCAAGCAACUUUUCUGUAGUGACUUGCUCUAAUUUUGAUUAACAGACCUGUGAAUUGAGCUGAAGUUUUCCUAAAUAAUUUGCUUGAGUGAUUGCAUCAAUCAUACCACAAUAGCAUGAACUCAGGAAUAAAUACAUAAUAAUGUUAGGGUUUUUGCAGAGUAUAAAAUAUGUAACGACUUGCUGAUCAAUGACAGUGGCAAAGCUACUGACAUUUUUACACAAUCAGAUUGGUGUUACCAUAGUAUAUGUUUUUAUAUAAUUUUGCUGUAGAUUUUCAGAUCCAAAUUAAAUAAUGCUCUAGAUCAGGGAUGUCAAAUUCACGGUGUCACGGUGGCAUCACGUGACAUUAGGACUUUUUCCCUCUUUGCUAAACCAGGUGGGGGUGGGGCCAGCAUGUGAUGCAUCUGGCCUGCGGGCCGCAAGUUUGACAUCCCUGCUCUAGAUUCAAUCUUGGAGUCAAUCCCUACACAUGCAACACAGUUAAUUACCAGAAUUAUAAAGUGGUAAAAAAAAAUCAAUUUAGAACUAUGCCUGUAAGAUACCUUUAAAAUUAGAAAUCUAAUUUAUUGGAGAGGGCUGCUCCAAUCUAGUAGUUUAUCGGCUCAUUGUUUUCUCCUUUGACCAAUUUUCUAACUUGGUAUCAUAUGGUCUUGGAAUCAUAAUGAUUUUCAUUUGUAACUAUAUAUAAUUCGGUUUUUAAAUAGACUUUCAUAUAGACUUUUUUUUUUUUAAUGCAAUGCUUUUCAAUAGUAGUAGUUUAAAUGAAUUAAUUAGACACAAAUACUUUGCAACAGUAUUUAUGUAAUGACUAAAGUCAAGGGGAAUUUGUCUCCGUAAAUAGUUGUGUUUAAGAGUGCAGUCUUUUAAAAUAUUGUAUUUGUAACAUUAGUGAUUUUCUCUGAUUCCAGAUAUUGUAUUGUUUCUAAUCUUGCUUAGAUCAAAUUUUUGACUUUGGUAGACAAGCUCUGUAUUUAUUGGUAAAAUGCAUACUUUCCAUGCCAAAAUUAUGCGCUUUACUUCAGGCUGAAAUGACACACCCCCCGCCCCCCAAUGGCAGUUCUGGAUACCCAUUAUUGGUCAAGAGACGGCACUUGAGCGAACAGUCUUGGCACAAUGCAACUCCUAAUAGUGAUGGUGAUCAGAUCAAGGUGCAAAUCCUAUCAAUUUUCUAACAUAUAGAAUUGAAAGAAGUGCAUCUUGUUGGGUGAUUGUGGUUGUUGAUUCAUGAAAAGGGUGAAAACAUUAAUUCACACGGUUGUUAUUUUUUUGCAAUAGAAUUGUAGAUGCAAGUGGCAUUCUAAUCUACAUAUUUACUUUUAUUUUUCACAAUAUACGGUCACAUAAAUUAUUAAAAAGAUGCAGAAUCUGAUUUCAUAUGUUGUACUAUGCGGUCACCUAAUUUGUCUGAUUUGGUUUUAAUGCAAUCUAUAAAGCCAGACAUUGUGGUUUGUAAAAUAUUAUGUACAGCUUAGCAUGUGAGUGUAGCCAUUUCUAAGUCUGUUCUAUAAAUCAUGGUUAAGACAAAUGGCUAAAUGUGACAAUCGUAGCCAAUUUGCAAAAUUGUUUGAGCCGCUUUGAAUUUCCACUUACUUCAGUAGAAUGGCUGAAAAUAUUCUGAAUUCUUUCUCACUGAAACGAUGAGAAAGUACUCAAGUAUAGCUGAAUUAUGUCCCAGAUUCACAAAACUAAUUCCAAAUUCAUAUGGUUUUUUUUCUAAAAUAAUGUAAACGUAUCCUUGUAAUAUGACAUGGCAUAGUUCAGGAAUCUACUCCCUUGCUGUGUGAAACAAGGCCGUUGGAAAAAAUAACUACAGAAACCUUUUUCUAUUUAGUUGUGACACAAGUGUUGGCCUGAAGUGGGAAGAAAAAGAUAAAAUCUGUUCCCUAUUGUUUAUCCUAUAGGUUUGCAAAUUGCAGUGAUACAGCAAUGCAGAAGUCAGUAUAUCCCCUUCUAAAUGUUCAUUUUCCCUCAUAGAACAUUUUGUGUCCAGAUCCAUUCUUGCCAUAUUGUAUAGAAUUUUUCCUCUUAAAAUUACAUUAUAAUGUUAUAUACACAGUUGGAAAUCAAGUACUACCUGACACUCUUAGGAGGUGUAGUUGUGUAAAUGUACUGUAUCUAAGUCUUUAGGUUUAUUUUUUAGGCUAGAAACUAGAAGAUCAGGAGUUCUAGUUCUGCCUUAGGCCCAAAGCCACCUCUCUCUCAGUCCUAGGAAGGAGAAAAGGGCAAACCAUUUCCACAAACAUUACCCAGAAAACUGCAGGAGCUUGUCUAGGCAGGCACAACACUGAGGUAUAGCCAUCACAUUUCUUGUUGCCUUGUUUUCCAUCGCUUAUCAUAUUGGCAAGUGAUCCAACUUAAUGAGUUUAAAGUGUUUUUAUUGCCAAAAUUUUAUAACAGGGCCAUAAAUGCCUUGUAUCAAGGAAAUACAACUCAAAAAACACACUGCAUUUAUGAGCCUGCCCUGUUUAGAUAAAAGAAUUAAAGUAGUGUUUAUUAUUGUCAUUUGAAUCUCAGACGGGCCGACCUUAUAACAAGCAAAUCACCAAAGAUGUUCAAAAAGAUGUGAUUUUUAUACUCUAGAAACCUCUUUCUACGAUGGAAUUAGAAAAUAUAUAGAAAAUAUGCUGAUAACAUUUUGGAACAUCACUUUGGGAUGAAGUCCCAAUAAAAAUGAAUGGAUUUUAGUGUAUGAACAUAAAUAUGACUAUUUAAUUCUCAUUAAAGCAAUUAGCCUAAGACUGUGCAAUAUUGUUUCAAGUUCAAGUAAUCAUUUCAUGAGGAAUACAAUACUCCCCUGCAAAAAAGAAUGUUCUUUUUACAUUGGAAAUAUCAAUAUGAAUAAAUCCCAUGUCAUCCCAACCAUUUGUGUAGGCUAAAUUUGUACAGCCAAAUAUUUAGCAAUAAAGCAAGAGGUACAAAUGUA